UGCCUGUUCAAGCCCCGGACUGGCACAGCGUGAAACCACUGCAAGUUUGGUGUAAGCGAUGCAGCGGAAACCCCAAAGCUCUCGAGGAGCCCUCACCUGGUUGAACUCCUCGUCGGCGUAGAUAUCGAUGAGGUCCACUCCUUCUGACAUGGCUCCGGAAAGACGAUCUCGCGCCGGAGAACGGACAAAAUGUGGUCAAGACACCAUCUCUCAUCCCCUCUGCGCAGUGUGACAUCGUUCAGAUGCUUCCACAGAGGUGAGAGUCCAACAGACUCUCAAAAAGACAUGAUUGAAAUCCCCCUGCCUCCAUGGCAGGAGAGAAAUGACGAAUCCAUAGAAAUUAAGCGGGCCCGGCUGCUCUAUGAGAGCAGGAAGAGGGGAAUGUUGGAGAACUGCAUCCUCCUCAGCCUCUUUGCUAAAGAACAUCUGCACCGCAUGACGGAGAAGCAGCUGAACCUGUAUGACCGCCUGAUUAAUGAGCCCAGUAACGACUGGGAUAUUUACUACUGGGCCACAGAAGCCAGACCAGCCCCGGAGGUAUUUGAAAAUGAAGUCAUGGCCCUGCUGAGGGACUUCACUAAAAACAGAAACAGGGAGCAGCGGCUGCGUGCCCCGGACCUGGAGUACCUCUUAGAAGAGCCGCGCUGAGCUGGGCGCUGCUGCCAGCACGGGCUCAGCUCGGGACCCAGCCCAGCUUCCUGCUUCUGCUCAGACACUGCUCCUCCCGUUGGGCAGAGUAGGGGACAGCCCAGUGACGCAGUGUUACUGCGCCUGCAGGGGCCGCACGGUGCGUUGCUUCACCUGGCUGCCGUGGCCCAGGCCUGCCACAAGAGGGCGCUGUGGCUCCAUCCCAGUGCACGCACAGGGAAGGGGUGGCUUGGCUGCCUGUGCUGUGGGAAGAGCCCCUGCCACCGGCACCGCUCCUCUGGCUUGUUCAAGUGCGCCCCUUUCCAGCCUGCUGCGCUCCUUCCUGGCCGGGGAAGCUGACCUGGGCCCCCGAGCCCAGCUGGCCUGCUGCGGUCGAUGCCCUCUCCACACGCCCUUUAGCCGCACUCAAGCAGUAAAGCGUCCUGACCCUCUGA
Heterocephalus glaber (naked mole-rat) is the source of this 1082-nucleotide messenger RNA. RefSeq names its product succinate dehydrogenase complex assembly factor 2 (gene Sdhaf2). Lineage: Eukaryota; Metazoa; Chordata; Mammalia; Rodentia; Bathyergidae. Gene Ontology annotation, biological process: protein-FAD linkage; mitochondrial respiratory chain complex II assembly; tricarboxylic acid cycle. The record is from RefSeq and is a predicted model, not a curated record. Gene Ontology annotation, cellular component: mitochondrion.